AUGUCGAACUCCGCAUACUUGUACGAAACGCCUUUGCAGACGCGCGUCCACACCGUCAAGGAUGUGAAGGCGGACGCGUUCAUUGCGUUGUAUGCGAACCACCUGAAGAAGCGCGGCCGAUUUCAGCUCCCCAAAUGGAUCGACUAUGUUAAGACUGCGCACGCCAAGGAGCUGGCUCCUUAUGACCCCGACUGGCUCUACGUCCGUGCGGCUGCUAUCCUCCGUCACCUGUACAUCCGCCCGGACUGCGGAGUUGGCGGAUUCCGCAAGGUCUUCAGCUGCAGACAGCGACGUGGUGUGAGACCCAACCACACUUCGAAGGCCAGCGGAAAGAUCAUCCGCUACAUCCUCCAGCAAUUCGAGGAGAUGGGCCUCGUCGAGAGCGACCCCGAGAAGCCCGGACGUCGUUUGACGAAGAACGGUCAGAGGGAAUUGGAUGUCAUUGCUCGUCAGUGUGCCAAGCCCGCGACUUCCGACUAA
Molecule: messenger RNA, 480 nt
Organism: Besnoitia besnoiti
Lineage: Eukaryota; Apicomplexa; Conoidasida; Eucoccidiorida; Sarcocystidae
Product: ribosomal protein RPS19
Exons: 3
Coding region: 1-480 (159 amino acids)
Biological process (GO): ribosomal small subunit assembly; translation
Cellular component (GO): cytosolic small ribosomal subunit; ribosome
Molecular function (GO): structural constituent of ribosome; RNA binding
Source: RefSeq, a predicted model, not a curated record